AUGGUGCAGCUUCCAAGGUACGUAGCAUUCAAAUCUAAAUUAAAGAACGACUACAGAAAAAUCGGCUAUUUGCGCUAUGUGAACGAAGAUUCAGAAAUAAAAACAUAUUUGCAAUAUUCUGGGGAGGCUGUUCUAAGUCCAUACACAAAGUUUGAAGUAGAACGAUCCAAAUGUGACCUCUCAUUGGUCAACAUACGAUGUUGUUACAACAACAAAUAUUGGGUUAGUUUGUCUGAAACUAAUUAUACUCAUCCUACUGUUGCAAGGGCUGAAAAGCCUGAGGAAGACAAAUCGAAAUGGAAUUGCACACUAUUCCAACCUGUUUAUGAUAGCUCUCAUCAAGCAUUUCGAUUUCGCCAUGUUUUUACUGGUUAUUUUGUGGCCUUGUGGCAAGUUGGUUUUGCAGAAGGGAACUGUUUGCGUGCAAGUUUUCCAUACCCUGACGAUUGCAGUCUUGGCGAUCUUAACACAGUCAUUGAUUACGAAGCUUUGGUUUCAAUACCUAAAUAUGUUGCUUUUAAGGGUGAUAAUGACUGCUACCUCAGUUCUCGUUGGAUUGAAGGUCACGAAUAUCACCAAUUUUCUUCGAGUGAUCUUGGCGAUUCCAGGGUUCGGAUGGAAACCUUCAUCACAAAAGAUGGAAAUAUUCGAAUUAAGUCAAAUUACUUUGGAAAGUUUUGGAGGCGUAGUCCUAAUUGGAUUUGGGCUGAUUCCACUGACACCUCAACAAACAAUCCCGACACUUUGUUUUGCCCAACUAAAGUUGAUAACAAUAAUGUUAUUGCUCUUCGUAACUUAGGUAAUAACAACUUUAUCAAGAGGCUCACAACCGAAGGCAAGACAAGUUGUCUCAAUGCUGCUACGGAUUCAAUUGAUGCAUAUUCACGGUUACAGAUGGAGGAGCCUGUUCUUGAAAGAGAAAUCUAUAAUAUAAAUUUCCAUCCUGCCGAUUCAAGAAUCUAUGAUCAAACUGUACUUGUGAUGGCCACGGGGAAUGGUACCAACCGAACAGAAGUACCCAACACAAUGAACUUGAAUCUAUCGUAUAUUGAAACCGAAUCAAGCGCGUGGAGUUCUUCAAUCUCUAUUAAAUUGGGUGUUAAAACCACUAUUCAAACAGGAAUUCCUCGUAUUGUUGAUGGAAAGGUUGAAGUAUCGUCUGAGCUUACUGGAUCAUACCAAUGGGGAAAAACUAUAACAAAAACACAAACAGUUGGAAGCACAUAUCAAGUAACUGUGCCACCAAAGACUACUGUGAUUGUCAGUUUGUUGGCAACGACAGGUAAAUGUGAUGUGCCCUACUCGUAUAGUCAACGUGACACUCUCAUUAAUGGGGAAAUCAAAUAUUAUGAAAUGGAUGAUGGUGUUUACCACGGUGUCAAUAACUACAAUUUCACGUAUGAAACUAAAAGCAAACCAGCAAGUUAA
This is a messenger RNA of Momordica charantia (bitter melon), 1428 nucleotides long. RefSeq lists its product as uncharacterized. The record is from RefSeq and is a predicted model, not a curated record. NCBI's taxonomy places the organism in Eukaryota, Viridiplantae, Streptophyta, Magnoliopsida, Cucurbitales, Cucurbitaceae.